AUGAUCGUAUUGUAUGUGUCUCUUCAUAUAACUUCAGUGGUAGUUGUGCCACCACGUCUGACUGACGUCCCGGGGCGGAUGAAAUGUCCUCACUGCCAGCUGCAGGUCGUUACAGAGACAACAUUUGUCAAUGACCAGAUGGUGUGGGUCAUCUCUGCAGGGCUUGCUCUUUUAAUGAUCUGGCCAUUUUGUUUGAUCCCUUUUUGUGAGGAUUCCUGCAAGGACGUAGAGCAUCGCUGCCCAUACUGCAAAACCCUCGUCCAUGUGCACGAACGCAAGCUCUGAAACAAAGAAAAUCUGAAAGACCAAAAGAAAACUUUACCGCCAACAUCUUCUGGACAGUACUGGGUUUUCUAAUUCAAAGAAAAACAACACUAUGACAUGAAAAGGCUGAUAUAUGUCCUUUUAAUGCAAAUAUAUGUGUAUAUGUACAUAUAUACAUAUUUGUAUAUUUGCAUAAAGAAGGAAAGUGAAACCCAUAUGGUCUUGUCAUGUCAUGGUGUUAUUUUUCUUUGAAUUGGGGAA
Molecule: messenger RNA, 525 nt
Organism: Onychostoma macrolepis
Lineage: Eukaryota; Metazoa; Chordata; Actinopteri; Cypriniformes; Cyprinidae
Product: lipopolysaccharide-induced tumor necrosis factor-alpha factor homolog
Exons: 2
Coding region: 1-285 (94 amino acids)
Molecular function (GO): zinc ion binding
Source: RefSeq, a predicted model, not a curated record